This is a messenger RNA of Tachysurus fulvidraco (yellow catfish), 3059 nucleotides long. It is a transcript of the gene efr3a, whose product is annotated as EFR3 homolog A (S. cerevisiae). NCBI's taxonomy places the organism in Eukaryota, Metazoa, Chordata, Actinopteri, Siluriformes, Bagridae. Gene Ontology annotation, biological process: protein localization to plasma membrane. The record is from RefSeq and is a predicted model, not a curated record. The transcript has 24 exons. The coding region runs from base 217 to 2646 and encodes 809 amino acids. Gene Ontology annotation, cellular component: plasma membrane.
CGUGUAGUAAACAACAGCUCUGGGAGAAAAAACUUCUGUUUUACUCACGGAGCCACACCCACAUCCGCGUUGUUCAGUGACGUCACGCCAGUGUAAAACAGGAAGCGCUAAUCUCAAGGGGCUCUGCGCUCGUCCACAGUGUCCCAGGCGGUAAAGACGUGGCUUGUGGACAAUUCGGAGAAACGAAUCGAAGAUCUGCGCUGUUUUAGCACCAGAAUGCCUGCAGGUGUGUGUGGAUGUUGUGGGCGAUGUCGUCCCCGAUACAAGCGCCUGGUGGAUAACAUUUUCCCGGAGGACCCAAAGGAUGGAUUAGUGAAGUCAGACAUGGAGAAGUUGACAUUCUUUGCCGUGUCUGCUCCAGAGAAGCUCGAUCGUAUAGGAGAGUAUCUUGCCGAGCGCCUCAGCAGGGAUGUGGUCAGACACCGUUAUGGGUACGUGGUGAUUGCAAUGGAAGCGCUGGAUCAGUUGCUGAUGGCGUGUCACUCACAGAGCAUUAAACCCUUUGUGGAGAGCUUUUUGCACAUGGUUGCAAAGUUGCUGGAAUCUAAGGAACCAGACCUGCAAGUGCUUGGGACCAACUCUUUUGUGAAGUUUGCGAACAUUGAGGAAGACACGCCUUCAUAUCAUCGGCGUUAUGAUUUCUUCGUCUCUCAGUUCAGUGCCAUGUGCCACUCCACACAUGAAGACCCAGAGACACGCACCAGGAUUCGUGUAGCAGGUAUCAAAGGGCUACAGGGAGUCGUAAGGAAGACAGUGAAUGAUGAAUUGCAGGCAAUCAUCUGGGAACCUCAGCACAUGGACAAACUUAUUCCCUCCAUGCUCUUCAACAUGCAGGACAUUGACGACUUAGAGAGGGGCGGAGGAGAGGAGAACCCUGCAUCCCUGGCCGAGAGCUGCUUUCGGGAGUUGCUCGGUCGUGCUGCAUAUGGAAACAUGAACAACGCCGUUCAGCCCGUGCUUGUGCAUUUGGAUAAUCAUCAUUUGUGGGAUCCAAAUGAGUUUGCUGUAUCCUGCUUCAAAAUCAUCAUGUACUCCAUACAGGCUCAGCACUCACAUCACGUGAUCCAGCAAGUUCUGAAUCACCUGGACACACACAAUAAGAACACGCCUCGGGUACGAGCAGGUAUCGUCCAGGUGCUGCUAGAGACUGUCGCCAUAGCAGCUAAAGGUUCUGUUGGUCCAACAGUGUUGGAGGUUUUUAACACCUUGCUCAAGCACCUCCGUAUGAGUGUUGAUUUCGAGCUAGGGGAAGGCUCUCGCAGAAACUCUGGAACGAGUGUCUCUUCUGGUCGUGGCAAAGAGAACGAGGAGCGAAUAGUCCAGAAUGCAAUCAUUCAAACUAUUGGGUUCUUUGGAGGCAAUCUGCCAGAUUAUCAGCGAGCUGAAGUCAUGAUGUUCAUUAUGGGGAAAGUUCCAGUAUAUGGGACACCUUGCCAUUCUCUGGACACCGUCAAAAUUGGACCCCAGGGUACUAAGAGGAUUCAAACGAUGCUCCUCAGUUCCCUCAUUAUGGUGACGUCUGGUUUUAAGUGUAAGACAAUGAGUGCGGGUUUGCCGGCUGCAUUUCUGGAGCCUCUAUGCUCCAUCUCUCUAAUGGAAGACAGCGAGUUGCGCCAACUGGUCCUUGAAAUCCUACACAACAUCAUUGAUCGCCACGACAACAGGGCCAAACUCAGAGGCAUUCGAAUAAUUCCUAACGUUGCAGCUCUUAAAAUAAAACGAGAGAAGAUCUCCAAACAAGAUAUAAUUUUCAUGAAAAAGUAUGGGCAGCAGUUAUACAGGCAUAUCUAUCUGGGCUGUAAGGAGGAGGACAAUGUGCAGAAGAAUUUUGAGCUUCUCUUCACUGCUCUUGCUCUGCUCACAAUAGAGCUAGCUAAUGAGGACGUCGUCAUAGACCUUAUACGCCUUUCCCUUGCUCUGCAGGAUAUGGCUUUAGAUAACGAGGAGAACAUGCCAAUGUUUAUUCGCUGUGGUAUAAUGGCACUGAUUGCGGCUUACCUGAACUUCCUCAGCCAGAUGAUUGCCAACUCUACCUUCUGCCAGCAUGUCAGCAAGGUUAUUGAGCUGAGGAAUAUGGAUGCUCCCUUCUUGUUGCCUGAGCAUGUGUUUCGAGAGAAAUGUGUGUUGCCAGCUGCUCUGGACCGUGAGGCCAGUGGCAUGUAUUUUCAGUCUGCUGAGCUUGCUGAUGCUCUUUCUGGAUCAGGAUACAAUGCAGAAAGGCUUGCAGUCCCAUAUAUACCACAGGUUACAGAUGAAGACCGGUUGACUCGGAGGAAGAGUUUUGUGGACACUAUCUCACUCCAGGUGGACAUCCUGUCCAACAGCCUUCCUGAUCAGUCACAGUUAGCAGAAGAGAUUACCUACGAGACUCUGAAGAAGGCCAUUGACACCACUGGUUUGGAAGAGCAGGAGAGAGAAAAGAGGCGGCAGGUGAUGGAGAAGUUCCAGAAAGCUCCGUUUGAGGAAAUUGCGGCCCAUUGUGAAUCAAAGGCGAACAUGCUGCAUGAUCGCCUGGCUCAGAUCUUUGAGCUGACUAUCCGCCCACCACCGAGCCCAUCCGGCACAGUGACUGUGACAUCAGGCCAUACGCAGUACCAGUCUGUGCCUGUCUACGAGAUGAAGUUUCCUGACCUCUGUGUCUACUGAGCCUCAAGCUUAACUGUAUCACUGUUCACUCUCACCUUUAACCUUUCCCUUUACCAGAUCACCACCCACUUUGAUCUUCAUCACCUAAUUGCAUCCAUGCACCUUUUCACACUAAGCAUUCACCUUUAAGCAGACCAGCACUGUAAACUUUAUCCCCCCAAUAAUUCACUUAAUCUAAAGCACUAAACUGUCCCUUGUUUUUAAAUCAUUAUUUCAAUUCAAACCUAUAAAUAAUGCAAUAAUUAAUGAUCCCAAUAACUGUAAGUAGCUAUGGAAUUGUACUAGUCAUGUAGUGUGCGUGUGUGCGCGCGUUUGUGUGCGCAUGCGUGUGUGUGUGCGCAUGUGCGCGUUUGUGUGUGCGUGUUUGUGCGCGUGCGUGUGUGUGUGUGUGCGUGCGUGUGUGUGCGUGCGUG